Molecule: messenger RNA, 4611 nt
Organism: Ahaetulla prasina
Lineage: Eukaryota; Metazoa; Chordata; Lepidosauria; Squamata; Colubridae
Gene: CWC22
Product: CWC22 spliceosome associated protein homolog
Exons: 20
Coding region: 262-2877 (871 amino acids)
Biological process (GO): mRNA splicing, via spliceosome
Cellular component (GO): catalytic step 2 spliceosome
Molecular function (GO): protein binding; RNA binding
Source: RefSeq, a predicted model, not a curated record
GGGAGCGAUGGGCCAACGAGCGUGGAGGGAAGCUUGGGCUUCUCGACUGGCGGGAUGAUCCGAGGGAACUUUCCCAAACCGCCCGCAGAUCCCCUGAACCGGUGGUUGUAGGAAGCGACUCGUUACUUCAUUGCAACACGUGUAGAUUAAUUAUUUUUGCUGUAAGAAUAACAGUAACAUUCCACAUUGAAUUUGGAACGCUUGCAUUGGAAAUUCAGAGUUUUAAAGUGGAAGAAUAAGAAGGAAUGAAGAGUAGCAGAAAUGAGUUCUGGAUCUAGCUCUGAAAGGAAGGAAGCUUACCAUACUCGCCAGAGAAGUGCCUCCCCAGAAGAAAGGAAUAGGUCCAUGGAGCGUAAGAGGUCUCAAUCACCACAAAGCAAAGGCCAUUUGGAACACAGAAGAUCUGACAGAGAACAUUCGGGAAGGGGCCAUUACGAUGACAGAUACCCAGAACCAAGAAGGAGAGAAAGACAGGAGAGAGACAGAGAAUCUGAUUGGAAGAAACACAGGAAGUCCCGGUCACCUGAUAGAAGAAAUGAUGCGGAGAAAUCAGGAGUACAGGGGGCUCUUUUACGUGAAGAACCCCCUCAAAAGAAAAAGAAAGAGGAAGUGGAUCCAAUCCUUACCCGGACUGGUGGUGCAUACAUUCCUCCAGCAAAGCUCAGGAUGAUGCAGGCACAAAUCACUGAUAAAAACAGCUUAGCCUAUCAAAGAAUGAGCUGGGAGGCACUGAAGAAAUCCAUCAAUGGUCUGAUCAACAAGGUGAACGUUUCAAACAUUGCCAACAUUAUAACUGAACUUCUUCAAGAAAACAUUGUGAGAGGCAGGGGAUUACUAGCAAGAUCAAUUUUGCAAGCCCAGAAUGCUUCCCCCAUCUUCACUCAUGUAUAUGCAGCAGUUGUGGCAAUUAUCAAUUCCAAAUUUCCAAAUAUUGGGGAACUGAUUCUCAAGAGACUCAUUUUAAAUUUUCGCAAAGGAUACAGAAGAAACGAUAAGCAACAGUGCCUGACAGCUUCCAAGUUUGUUGCACAUCUUAUGAAUCAGAAUGUGGCUCACGAGGUUUUGUGUUUGGAAAUGCUCACGUUGCUCCUGGAAAGACCUACAGAUGACAGUAUUGAAGUAGCCAUUGGGUUUCUGAAGGACUGUGGCCUCAAGUUAACGGAAGUGUCACCUAGAGGUAUUAACGCCAUCUUUGACCGCCUUCGCCACGUCCUUCAUGAAUCUGAAACUGACAAACGUGUCCAAUACAUGAUUGAGGUCAUGUUUGCGGUGCGCAAAGAUGGAUUCAAAGAUCACCCAGUAAUUCAAGAAGGACUUGACCUUGUGGAGGAGGAGGAUCAGUUUACCCACAUGUUGCCUUUGGAAGACGAAUACAAUCCCGAUGACAUUCUCAAUGUCUUCAAAAUGGACCCUGAAUUUGUGGAAAACGAAGAGAAGUACAAAACUCUGAAAAAAGAAAUCCUGGAUGAAGGUGACAGUGACUCAGAAGCCGAUCAGGAUGCUGGUAGUAGUGAAGAGGAGGAUGAGGAAGAAAGAGAGGAGGAAGAGGAGGAUGAAGAUGGACAAAAAGUUACCAUCCACGACAAAACGGAAAUUAACUUGGUUUCCUUCCGGCGAACUAUUUACCUUGCAAUUCAGUCAAGUUUAGAUUUUGAAGAAUGUGCCCAUAAGCUAUUGAAGAUGGAUUUUCCUGACAGUCAAACAAAAGAACUGUGCAACAUGAUUCUUGAUUGUUGUGCUCAGCAAAGAACAUACGAAAAAUUCUUUGGUUUGCUAGCUGGGCGCUUCUGUAUGUUGAAAAAAGAAUACAUGGAGUCAUUUGAAGCAAUUUUCAAAGAGCAGUAUGAUACCAUACAUCGGUUGGAAACAAACAAGUUGAGGAAUGUUGCCAAGAUGUUUGCUCAUCUUUUAUACACAGAUUCGCUUCCAUGGAGUGUCCUUGAAUGCAUAUCUCUAAGUGAAGAAACGACAACAUCAUCCAGUAGGAUUUUUGUUAAAAUAUUCUUCCAAGAGCUUAGUGAAUAUAUGGGACUUCCUAAUCUUAAUGCAAGGUUGAAAGAUGAAACCCUGCUACCAUUCUUUGAAGGAUUAUUACCACGAGAUAAUCCAAGAAAUACUAGAUUUGCAAUCAAUUUCUUCACUUCAAUUGGCCUUGGAGGACUGACCGACGAACUACGGGAACACCUGAAAAAUGCGCCCAAAAUAAUAAUGACGCAGAAACAAGAUGUGGAGUCAUCUGAUUCAUCUUCAGAAUCAGGUACAUCUGAUUCAGAUGAUGAUUCCAGCAGCAGUGAGACCUCGGGAUCCUCUAGUGGGAGUGAAUCCACUUCCGACAGUACGGACAGCAGUGACUCAGAUAAGAAAAAGUCUCAAAAGAAGAAAAAUGCGGAUAAAGGUACCCAGAGAAAACAAGGGAAUAAGAAGAAGAAACUUGAAAAGGAAAAAGAAUGGAGGUGGCCCGAGAGGGAAAAUGGUGCUUCAAGAAACUCGGAGAGGAAUGCUGACAAAAGCUCCAGUAGAAAAGACGAAGCAUCUUAUGAUAGAGAUUAUUCCAGUGAUAAAAAUAAUUCCCGGAGUGGAAAGGAGAGGAACCGAGAAAAAAAUGUACUUUUAGACAGCAAAACCGUCCAUUCUAAAAAGAGAAAAGAAGGAAGACCUUCUUUUUCUGAAGAUGAAGAGAGGGACAGGCACCAUAAAAGGGACAGCAAGCUCCUCAGAGAGAAGAAGGACAGAUCUAAGUCCAGAGAGAGGCCUCACCAUUAUCCCAGCCCCAGAGAGUUUGAGGAAAACAGCCAAUAUUCAAACCAGUUUAAAGAGAUAAGGAAAGACGAAACCAGGAGAAGGCAUAGAAAUGCUUCCCCAUCCAGGCACAAAUGAAUUAAGAAGAUUUUUCAAUACCGCCUUGCCAUUUGAACUGUCUUUUUAAAACUUGCUACACAUUUUUAAAAGAGAAACCUUUUGUACAAAAUAUUUCCAGACAGUAAUGACUCUUUGAAUCACUGUUAAUUGUUGGAGCUUUCCGCUAAGCUGCUGCUUAAAAGACUUUGAAUCCAGGAGGAAUCGAAGCCCAAUAAAACAGUUAAACAUUGCUUUCAAUGGGAUAUUAGUAUGCUGUAAAUAUUUAUUCUUCGAAUUUUAUUUGUGUUCUCUGAAAAUGCUAAACAUUCCUUCCUUUUCAUUUUUGAAUUUUAGAUUUCAGCAUAUAUUAAAGUUUUAUUUCAGAAAUAACAUUUGUAGGGUUUUUUUGUGAAUUAAAGAUGAAAAGGGCAGUCUUUUAAAUUCGACAAUGAAAAAUAGAUCAGUGUUUGGAAAUGAAAGCUUUACCAAUAUCUAUCAUGGCUUAUUGGUCACAUUCAAUGCCAUAUACUUGAGAUCAGCCCAUCCCUGAAUAAGCAUGAUCCUUGACUUUUUGACCCAAAUGACACCAUAACAUGCCAUAUGCCAGGGGUGUCAAACCUGGCCCAUGGAGCCAAGCUGGAAAAUGAAAGGGGCUGGCCAGCAUCGUUUUGGCCCCGUCUACCCAAUGCAAAGAGGAAAGAUCAGGCCAGCGUGGCUUCAGCCUGGUCUACCCAAUGUGAAGAGGUGCCAGUGCCAGCAGUUUGGGGAAUGGCGGGGAAACGCCCACCCAGUCAGCCACGCCCAGUGAGUAGUGUUAAGGUGGCCACACCCACCCAGUCAACCAUGGUUCCCCAAGGUCAACCACAGCCCUGAUGCGACCCUCAAUGAAAUUGGAUUUGACACCCCUGCCAUAUGCAGACAAAGCUGAUUAAUCAUAUACUCUAGAUGGAAAGCAGUUGUGAAUAAACAACAGUAAUAAGUUGAUCCUUGUGGGUGUAAAUUUAGUAAAAUCUAAAUUUACAAAAUUUAAUUGUAAAUUCUAAACAGAAGUUAUGCUUCUGUUUAGAAUAUGAAAAUCUAGAGCUCAAAUAAUCAAUAUGUUAAAAUUCCCUCUUUGUUAAUUGAAAAAAGUCAUAAAAGCUGAAGUUGAAUAAAAACUCAUGUAGCAUGAUUACUUGAUGUUGCUUUGAUUUAAUCAUAAAAGAUUAAAAAUCUAGUCAGAGCAUGUGUAUUGUUUCACUUCUGCUGAAAAAUAUAUAAUUCUGGUCAGAACUAUAUCUGAUAUUUUUAAAUUAUUGCCAUUCAGGGUCUGAUGCCGCCUUGAAAGAGGCGGUGGUGCCUUGAAAGAGGCGGUGGUGAGACCCCUCCUUAAGAAGCCCUCUUUGGACCCGGCUAUUUUGGGAAAUUAUCGGCCAGUCUCCAACCUUCGCUUUGUUGCGAAGGUUGUAGAGAGUGCUGUGGCGCGCCAGCUACCCCAAUACUUGGAAGAAUCCGUCUAUCUAGACCCGUUCCAGUCUGGCUUCCGACCCGGUUACAGCACGGAGACAGCUUUGGUCGCAUUGGUGGAUGAUCUCUGGAGGGCCAGGGACAGGGGUUAUUCCUCUGCCCUGGUCCUAUUAGACCUCUCAGCGGCUUUUGAUACCAUCGACCAUGGUAUCUUGCUGCGCCGGUUGGCGGGAUUGGGAGUGGGAGGCACCGUUUAUCGGUGGUUCUCCUCCUAUCUCUCCGACCGGUCGCAGACGGUGUUGACAGGGGGGCAGAGGUCGACCGCGA